AUGACAGGUGGACCUAUUCCUACUCUAGAAAAUGGAAGACAAUAUGAAAGCAAGAUCACAAUAUUCGUGUUGGUCACAUGUUUUGUAGCAGCCAUGGGUGGUCUACUCUUUGGUUAUGAUCUUGGAAUCACGGGAGGAGUAACUUCCAUGGAACCAUUCUUAAUAAAAUUCUUUCCGAGUGUUUAUAAAAAAAUGAAAGAUGAAUCUAUCCAUGAAAGUCAAUACUGCAAAUUUGACAAUGAACUCCUUACUUUGUUCACCUCUUCUUUAUAUCUUGCUGCAUUAGUAGCUUCUUUCUUUGCUUCCACCACCACAAGAAUGAUGGGACGUAAGACCUCAAUGUUUGCAGGUGGUUUAUUCUUCCUUGUUGGUGCAUUGUUGAAUGGUUUUGCCAUCAAUAUUGAAAUGCUCAUCCUAGGUCGAUUAUUACUUGGUUUUGGUGUUGGAUAUUGUAAUCAGUCUGUACCUGUGUAUUUGUCUGAAAUGGCUCCAACAUCGAUAAGAGGUGCACUUAACAUUGGAUUCCAAAUGAUGAUCACAAUUGGCAUCUUGAUUGCAAACCUUAUCAAUUAUGGCACCGCCAAACUAGAAUAUGGUUGGAGAAUUUCUUUAGGUGUUGGUGGAAUUCCUGCAAUCAUGUUAUGUGUAGGAUCUCUUUUCUUAGGUGACACCCCUAACUCCUUAAUUGAAAGAGGUAAAGAAGAAGAAGCUAAGAAAAUGUUGAAAAAGAUUCGUGGCAUGGAUAAUGUUGAUGAGGAGUUCCAAGACCUUGUUAAUGCAACUAAAGCAGCCAAAGGUGUGGAACAUCCAUGGAAGAACAUUAUACAACCAAAAUACAGACCUCAACUCACGUUUUGCUCUCUGAUUCCAUUUUUCCAACAAUUCACUGGCAUCAAUGUCAUCAUGUUUUAUGCACCUGUCCUUUUUAAAACUUUAGGCUUUGGUAAUGAUACUUCACUUAUGUCUUCAGUUAUCACUAGAGGUGUUAAUGUGGUUGCCACUUUUGUUUCCAUUUUCUCUGUGGACAAGUUUGGAAGAAGGAUAUUGUUCCUCGAAGGGGGCAUUCAAAUGCUUAUUUGUCAGCUUGCUGUUGGAAUCAUGAUUGCUCUAAAGUUUGGGGUGAGUGGUGAAGGCUAUUUUAUCAACGGAGAAGCCAGUCUUCUCUUAUUCUUUAUAUGCGCAUACGUUGCAGUAUAUGCAUGGUCUUGGGGUCCCCUUGGGUGGUUGGUUCCUAGUGAAAUAUGUUCUCUUGAGGUUCGAUCUGCGGGCCAAGGCACCAAUGUUGCUGUAAACAUGUUAUUUACCUUUGUCAUUGCACAAGUUUUCCUAACCAUGCUUUGUCACCUGAAGUUUGGUCUUUUCUUUUUCUUUGCUGGAUUUGUGCUUAUCAUGACCAUUUUUGUUGCCUUGCUCCUACCCGAGACAAGAAAUGUUCGAAUCGAAGAAAUGAACAAAGUUUGGAAAUCACAUUGGUUUUGGAGGAAAUUUGUUUCGGAUGAUGUAGUCAACAGUGGACAUCCUUGUUAUAUGCAUGGUCUUGGGGUCCCCUUGGGUGGUUGGUUCCUUGUGAAAUAUGUUCUCUUGAGGUUCGAUCUGCAGGUCAAGGCACCAAUGUUGCUGUGGUGGCGGCGAGAUCGUGGUGGUUGUUUGCGGUGGCUCGAUUUGGUGAGGAGGGCGGCAAGGCGUGAAGAACUUGCGGAGAAGAAAGGUUGCGCGAUUUCGAAGGAGACGAACGGGACUCCGGCGAUGGUGGUCGUGGUGGCAGCUGUUGAUGAUGAGGGCGGCGACGGAUCUUGCGAGGAAGAUGAACGGUGGUUGCGGAUGAUGAUGCGCGACGGAGGCGGAGCUUGCGUCAAUGGAGGAGAAGACGAAGAUGGAGGUGCGAUGGUGAUGCGCGACGGAGGAUGGAGGCAGCUUCACGGUGGCGGUCUUGGUGGCUUCGAACCCUUGCGCGAAGGAGAAGGAAGGUGGCGGCGGUCUUGCGGCGUGGUUGCGGCGGAAGCGGAACGGCGUCUGACGGCACUGGCGGCUAGGGUUUCUGUGGAGAAGGUGGAAGAUGAUGCUCAUGGGUUAGGGCUGACGUGGCAUGAUCUGGUGGACUCUAGCUUAGGAGGGGUAUGGGUAAGGAAAUUUAGGGGGUGUAUUUAG
Vigna angularis (adzuki bean) is the source of this 2148-nucleotide messenger RNA. RefSeq names its product sugar transport protein 10. Bases 1 to 2148 code for a protein of 715 amino acids. Gene Ontology annotation, cellular component: membrane. Gene Ontology annotation, molecular function: monosaccharide transmembrane transporter activity. The transcript is spliced from 5 exons. The record is from RefSeq and is a predicted model, not a curated record. Gene Ontology annotation, biological process: monosaccharide transmembrane transport. NCBI's taxonomy places the organism in Eukaryota, Viridiplantae, Streptophyta, Magnoliopsida, Fabales, Fabaceae.